AUGAAAAUGCUUGAGACCCAAAUCUCUCAAAUUGCCCAAUCAAGUUCUUCAUCCUCCCCUUCUUCAUCUUCUUCUUUACCUAGCCAAGGUGUCAACCCCAAGUCUAUGUAUGCCAUUACUACUAGAAGUGGGAAGAUCCUUGAGAGUGAUCUAAAUGUUGAGAAGAGUCCCGAUGUGAGGAUAGGACUUGAGGUUGAGGAUGAGUCAUCAAGAGAGAAUGAGAUUCUAGAGGGAAGUGCCGGAAAGAAUGAGAGGGGUGAGAAAGAGAAAGAGAAGGAACCCGAAAAGGAGAGCACCAAAGAUGAAACAUCCUUACCCCUUAAUCUCCAACCUAGGAAUGAAAGGUUGCCUUUUCCCCAAAGAUUUGCUAGGUCUAGGCUUGAUGUCCAAUUCGGAAAAUUUUUAGAUGUAGUAAAGAGCUUGCAUGUUUCUAUACCCUUUUUGGAUGCUAUGAAAAAGAUGCCUCACUACUCUAAAUUCCUAAAAGACCUUUUUAAUGGAAGGAGAGAAGUUAAAACUGUUAACCUAACCGCAAAUUGUAGUGCUAUUCUCUCUAGUAAGCUACCAACCAAAUUGCAAGAUCCCGGUAGUUUUUCCAUCCCUUGUUCCAUCAAUGAGAUUCAUUUGAGGAAGGCUUUGUGUGAUCUAGGUGCUAGCGUGAGCUUAAUGCCCUUUUCUGUCUACCAAAAGCUUAAUGUGGGAAACCUUUCACCUACAAACAUCACCCUCCAACUAGCGGAUAGGUCCACAAAAUUGCCUAUAGGGAAAGUUGAAGACAUACCUCUUAGAGUUGGUAAGUUCACUUUUCCGGUGGACUUUUAUGUUCUUGAGAUGGAUGAAGAUGAAAGAAUUACUAUAAUUUUGGUUAGGCCAUUCCUAGCUACUUCUAAAGCAAUUAUUGAUGUCAAAGAAGGUAAGAUGACCUUGAAGGUUGACGAUGAUUCUAUCGAAUUUGAUUUGAAUAAGGUAAUGAGACAACCUUCCUCUAGCAAUGAAUUCUUUAGAAUAGAUACAAUUGAAAACUUGAUGAAUGAGUUUAGAUACCCUCAUAUGCAUGCUUCUAAUGAUCUACUUGAGAAUGUUUUGUUGAAUGAGAAUGAGGUAGGUGAUCAAAAGGAGAUGCAAUUAUAUGAGUAA
Chenopodium quinoa (quinoa) is the source of this 1137-nucleotide messenger RNA. RefSeq lists its product as uncharacterized. Bases 1 to 1137 code for a protein of 378 amino acids. Lineage: Eukaryota; Viridiplantae; Streptophyta; Magnoliopsida; Caryophyllales; Amaranthaceae. The record is from RefSeq and is a predicted model, not a curated record. The transcript has a single exon.